AAAGAAAAGCCUGAUUUAAGGUCUACAGAAGAGAUUUCUGAGAUUGAUUUAUUUGGUUAAGAAAUACUUUUCUUGAACCUGUUUUUAAAAAUGAUAACACUCAGUUAUAACCACAGUAUGCAUAUUGAAAUGAGACCUCUUAACAGAUGAAAAUCUGACAGGUGCAACUAGUAAGGUAUAAAGUAGCAGGAGUUGAACCAAACUGUCAAUUAAACAUCUUGCACGGAGACUUCUUAAUUCUUUGACUUGACAGAAAGGUUGGGAACAACAUGAAAGCCAUUUAUACUUUAACAAUGAGAGGAUUAUUACUACUUAAUGUUAUUUCGGGGACAAACUGCCUACUACAAAAUGCAUCCUAUAGGACGUGAACGUGAUCUUGGCCACACCUUGUCAUUACUGGUUUGCAGAAUUAUUUCCCUAUCCUUUUCUGAAAACUAUUCAACAUAGAAUUGAACGAUAGCAACUCUGGCAAGAAUCCUCCUAUAUACACAAUGAAAAAAUAGUUCUGAGCUCUGCAAGUGAUAACACAAGUGUCACACUUCUUUUCACAGCCACUGAAAGGCAGGGGUUGGUCUGGCUAAGGUCACAGGAUUUUAUAAUGGCUUUAGUAUUUAGAGCUGUGGCACAAUUAGCGGGAAUUUCACUAUCUUUGCUGGGAUGGGUUUUAUCCUGUCUUACAAACUACCUGCCAUGGAAAAAUCUCAACCUGGACUUAAAUGAAAUGGAAAACUUGACCAUGGGACUCUGGCAGACCUGCGUCACCCAAGAGGAAGUGGGGAUGCAUUCUAUCCUGGCUUUGCCCGCUGAGCUCAGGAUCUCCAGGAUUUUAAUGUUCCUCUCAAACGGCCUGGGAUUCCUGGGCCUGCUGGUCUCGGGGUUUGGCCUGGACUGCUUGAGAAUUGGAGAGAGACAGCAGGAUGUCAAGAAGCAGCUGUUAAUCCUGGGAGGAAUUCUGUUCUGGACAGCAGGCGUCACAGCCCUUGUUCCUGUCUCUUGGGUCGCCCACAGGACAGUCCAGGAGUUCUGGGAUGAGACCAUCCCUGAGACUGUGCCCAGGUGGGAGUUUGGGGAGGCCCUCUUUAUUGGCUGGUUUGCUGGAUUUUCUCUCCUGCUCGGAGGGUGUCUGCUAAACUGGGCCGCCUGGGCCCUGGCUUCCGGCCACUAUGCAGUGGCAGAAACGCCGCCACACCGUCUACACCUGGAGAUGAAAACCACUCACCUGAAACUAAGCCAGAAGGGAUCAGCGGUGCCCUCAGAUGAUUUGGUAGGAUUUCCUGUUACACAGUAACCCAUUCACCAUGCUUUCGAUUUUCUAAAAUGCAUUUUCCCUUCGCUUCUGAAACUGGCAUUUCUUUCUAAGAUGGUAAACCACUUUUAUCUUCUACUCUGAGACCAAAACCAAUCAAGACUUAACAGUAAUCAUACUCAUUACUGGGGAUGAGUUUUCUCAAUUUUAAAAUAGAUUCAGUGAUUGCACAGAACCGGUGAAUAAAACAUUGUGUUAGUACCUACACAUCUUCUGAAGGUGUUAUUUAAUAAAGAUGAAUCAUUUGGCAAUUGGAAAUGGUACUGCUGAUCACUGACUUCUUUCAAGGGUCUAAGAUCACCUAUUACACUGAAACUAAAGUCUGGCUGUUAUUUUUUUUAAAAGGUAUGACAUCUGAUUAUAUUAAAAAAAAUCGCUGGCUCUCUGAAAGCUUGAGAGGUGCACACUGGGGACACAUCAUCUCUUUUUAAAUUGGAGACCUCAGGGCCUCUAUGGAGACGCUUCCAUUCAUUCACGUCUUCUCUACUGUGUCAGAAGCAGAGGAGGGCAGUCUUGUGUUUUAAAGAUUCAUGUAAAAUCUACCGCACCAACGUCCUUUUGCUUGUGUCCUGUGCUCUGCGGUAGAUGCUGCAGCCACAAGGCGACUGUGGGUUGGGACUGGGGGGCGUGGGCAGAUGCCCCCACCCCCUUUAACAAAAAAAUCAGCAAUAUAUAUGGGCCAACCAAGAACUAUUCACAGCAAGCUGCUGGCUUGGGGAGUUUUUUAAUUUAUUUAUUUUAUUAUUUUAUUUUGUUGGUUUUUGGCUGCAUUGGGUCUUCGU
Messenger RNA from Aethalodelphis obliquidens (Pacific white-sided dolphin), 2088 nucleotides. Its product is annotated as claudin-22-like. Lineage: Eukaryota; Metazoa; Chordata; Mammalia; Artiodactyla; Delphinidae. The record is from RefSeq and is a predicted model, not a curated record. Gene Ontology annotation, cellular component: bicellular tight junction; membrane. Gene Ontology annotation, molecular function: structural molecule activity.